UAGAGAACCAACAUGAUGCUAGCAACAGCCAAAGCGAGUGGGGCUGCUCGGCCUACAGUGGCAGCACAGCAGCCGACUGGGGGAGGCGGGCAGCCGGGCGUGUGGGCGGGUAUGCCCUCGCAGAGCACUAUGAUCGUAGGCGGCUUGACGAUGGGGGCGACGGCGAUGGCGGCGUAUACGGUGUACCGGACGGCCAAGAAGCGGGCGCUGACGCUGCCGCAGGUGCGCUCUAAGCUGCGGCAGGUGUACGUUGCGGCGGGGGUGACCGGAGCCUGCCUGGCUGCGCCGAUGGUCAUCACCCAUCUGACGUCUGCGGCGACGAUGACCGCCAUCUACGGCACCAUCUUCUCCUCGCGCUACUCGUUUGCAGCGUUUGGCUCCGCUGUUGCGUCUGCGACACUCGGCGCCUUCUUUCUUCCCACGUACGAGGUCGGGCACGCGAGCGCCGAUGGCCUGAGUGGCGAACCGGCACCCCACGAGCCCGAAAGCGCCUACGGGCGUGGGCAGAACAAGCAGGCAGUCAUUGAGCGGCCAAUCAAGGUCUUUUCCAAGAUCAAGCUCGCGUCGUGGCUGCUGGCGUCGAUCGGCGGCGGCCUGCUGCUCGCGCCGCUCGGCGGGCUCUCGACCUCGCUGCUGGCUACCUCGGCGGGCUACUCGGUCGGUCUCUCGAUCGCGGCGCACACGACGGCGUACAUGGCAGCGAGUACGACUGGUUUUAUUGUCACCGCCCCGCUGACAAUGACGGCCACUGCGUUGGGCAUGCACGCAUUUCUGGAGGCGUUGCGGUACCCAUUCGUGACGGUCCUUCUGCCGACGGUGGCGUCCUGCGGUGUACUCAUCGGGCUCGACGCGCUGGCACUGCUCAACACGGUGGCGGAGGAUCCCGACGAGGCUGAUCCCGUCCAUCUUGGCAUGCGGACUGCAGGCGUCGCCACCUUUGCCUUUCUCCGCAUCCUCUACAAGCUGUACAAGAUGUACCGGACCACGGCACGGAUGACGAACAAGGCCAUUGGCGUGGCCCGGCGGCGGUAGAGGGUACAGGCUCUCGCGGGGAGUGGGGGAAAGGGAAAUGAAUGGCACUGCCGAUCAC
This is a messenger RNA of Thecamonas trahens ATCC 50062, 1090 nucleotides long. RefSeq lists its product as uncharacterized. Lineage: Eukaryota; Apusomonadida; Apusomonadidae. The transcript has a single exon. The record is from RefSeq and is a predicted model, not a curated record. Bases 13 to 1032 code for a protein of 339 amino acids.